AUUCCCGAGAACCUCCCAAAGUUUUUCCAGCAACAACAUUGUAACAACUGUGGACUCUGUGUGUUUGCACUCCGUGACAAAAGAGUUAUGCGCUCUCUGGAUUGGAAUUAGACAUCGAUCCGGGCCCUGAAAAGACAGCAUGCCAUCCCCUGGAGACUGGAGAGACGAGUGUUCGACAGACGAGGAUGUACAAGCACCGCGGCCGAGGAAGCGCGCGGCGCAGGUGUCGUGCCUGCCCUUCAGCGUGGAGGCGCUGAUGUCGGACAGGAGGUCGCUGAAUGCGACGGACAGAAUAGAUGGAAAACGUCCUUUGAACGAUGACCAGGCGCACAGGCCGGAUUUGUUUUCCCAACAACUAGUAUCUAUCAAACCAGAGCCAUCGGAACGAGGGGACUGUGCGUCCUGGAUAUCCAGCCCCAUUAAGAUGACAGCACCACCCCGGCAGCUCAGUCCAGCAGUGUGCUCUUUGAGGAAGCACAAAACCAACCGCAAGCCUCGCACUCCCUUCACCACCACACAGCUUCUGGCCCUGGAGAGAAAGUUCCGUCAGAAGCAGUACCUGUCCAUCGCCGAGCGAGCUGAGUUCUCCUCUUCCCUGACGCUGUCCGAGACCCAGGUCAAGAUCUGGUUCCAAAAUCGACGAGCCAAAGCCAAGAGGCUUCAGGAGGCCGAGGUGGAGAAACUCAAAAUAGCAGCUGGCAUUGGGCCCAAGGCAGUAUUCCACCCAGGCUUCCCUUCCAUAGGUUUCCCCCUCAGUGUUAACCUGCAGGCUGGAUCAGCAGCACUCUACGGACUGGGCUGCUCAUACGGCCGCAGCCCCCUUCUCCCUGCCACACAUCUGGCCAUGUACGCCUCACAGUUUGGGCACAGCCUCUUCCACCUCUCCUGAGAUGAAGCAGCAUUACACAGACAAAGAGGCAUGGAAGUGUGUUAAAAAAGAGGACAGGAGUGUAUCAUGAAGUCAUACACCUUAUAAAAGACCUAAUUAAUGACCUGAAGUGGAGCUGAAAUUUUAUGAUCUUACUGGUGCAGCUGGAGUUACAAGGAGAAUUUAUAAAUGUCCUUUUACAAGGCUGUAGCAUCUUGAAGGUCCUGUGCUGUUUGUUUAUGCCGAUUCAGCAGGGGUCACUGAUGAUGAAUAGGAGACUGACCAGGCGGCGUGUUUCUGAUUAUAGUACCAGAUUGCAUAUAUUGUAGCCUUUGUGAGUUGUUUUUUCUACUCUUCUUGUUUUCCUGGAUGAAGUCAGCAUUGGGAAUAAUGUAUUCACUUGUUUGCCUUGAACAUGCAGGGAUAUUGUUUGUUAUACUCCUCUCAGAACAAAUAAAAGGCCACAAUUGGAGAAUGACGUUUUGGCCUGGCGAUGUGCAGGCUUGUUUAAAAGCCAGAGCAUUCCCAGUGACUUGUUUAUUUAUGAUAACCCUUGGAUUCAUUUACUAUAUCAUAAUGCAUAGCUACACUUUUGAAGAUAAUAUUUUGUGUGUUUGCUAUUACAUUAAAGCUU
Molecule: messenger RNA, 1502 nt
Organism: Epinephelus moara (kelp grouper)
Lineage: Eukaryota; Metazoa; Chordata; Actinopteri; Perciformes; Serranidae
Product: homeobox protein MSX-2-like
Exons: 2
Coding region: 140-889 (249 amino acids)
Biological process (GO): embryonic morphogenesis; regulation of transcription by RNA polymerase II
Cellular component (GO): nucleus
Molecular function (GO): DNA-binding transcription factor activity, RNA polymerase II-specific; RNA polymerase II transcription regulatory region sequence-specific DNA binding
Source: RefSeq, a predicted model, not a curated record